Molecule: messenger RNA, 2484 nt
Organism: Penaeus chinensis
Lineage: Eukaryota; Metazoa; Arthropoda; Malacostraca; Decapoda; Penaeidae
Product: mucin-3A-like
Exons: 9
Coding region: 1-2484 (827 amino acids)
Source: RefSeq, a predicted model, not a curated record
AUGAUAAGGGCGAGUUUCAAGGACGUAAAGAUAGGCUGGAGAGUUACUCUCACAAUAACAAUCACAACCACAGAUUUACCCUCACAAUCAGUCACAAUCACAGCCACAGUUACUCUCACAAUCACAGCCACAGUUACUCUCACAAUCACAGUCACAACCAGAAAUUCACUCUCACAAUCACAGAAUGUAGAUACCCCGGGAACAGACGCCUUAAUUCCCUCCAGACGCUGUAGCCAGGCGACGAAACACGGGGCCCAGUGCGAAAAACCUGGCGAGAGCAUUGGCCCUCGUCAGCAGAUUCCACGCCUUCGCACUCAACCAGAGGGGGGAGUGACCGACGCGCAGGACCCAAGAACAAGCAAGGGGGAGCAGCAGCGCAGCAAGUCAGGCAUUCUAGCGCCGUAUAAGGAAUCGUCUUGGCGGCCGCCGCUGAACGAAGACUUCUGGCGAGUGCCCCAGCGCCGCCCCCACGAAAUCGCCAAGUUCGAAAAUCUUCCCACACUUUGCGUACCCACGUUCGAUCCCAUGAAUGAAUUUAGCUCACUCAAUCCCUCACCCUCCAACCCUCACCCUCCAACCCUCACACUCGAACCCUCACUCUCGAACCCUCACUCUGCAUCUCUCACUCUGCAACCCUCACCCUCCAACCCUCACACUCCAACUCUCACACUCCAACCCUCUCACUCUCCAACUCUCACACUCGAACCCUUAACCCUCCAACCCUCACUCUGCAACUCUCACACUCGAACCCUCACUCUGCAACUCUCACUCUCCAACUCUCACACUCGAACCCUUAACCCUCCAACCCUCACUCUGCAACUCUCACACUCGAACCCUCACUCUGCAACUCUCACACUCGAACCCUCACUCUGCAACUCUCACUCUCCAACCCUCACACUCGAACCCUCACUCUGCAACUCUCACUCUCCAACCCUCACACUCGAACCCUCACUCUGCAACUCUCACUCUCCAACCCUCACACUCGAACCCUCACUCUGCAACUCUCACUCUCCAACCCUCACACUCGAACCCUCACUCUGCAACUCUCACUCUCCAACCCUCUCACUCGAACCCUCACACUCGAACCCUCACUCUGCAACUCUCACACUCGAACCCUCACUCUGCAACUCUCACUCUCCAACCCUCACACUCGAACCCUCACUCUGCAACUCUCACUCUCCAACCCUCACACUCGAACCCUCACUCUGCAACUCUCACUCUCCAACCCUCACACUCGAACUCUCACUCUGCAACUCUCACGCUCCAACCCUCACACUCGGACCCUCACUCUGCAACUCUCACUCUCCAACCCUCACACUCGGACCCUCACUCUGCAACUCUCACUCUGCAACUCUCACUCUCCAACCCUCACACUCGAACCCUCACUCUGCAACUCUCACUCUGCAACUCUCACUCUCCAACCCUCACACUCGAACCCUCACUCUGCAACUCUCACUCUGCAACUCUCACUCUCCAACCCUCACACUCGAACCCUCACUCUGCAACUCUCACUCUCCAACCCUCACACUCGAACCCUCACUCUGCAACUCUCACUCUCCAACCCUCACACUCGGACCCUCACUCUGCAACUCUCACUCUCCAACCCUCACACUCGGACCCUCACUCUGCAACUCUCACUCUGCAACUCUCACUCUCCAACCCUCACACUCGAACCCUCACUCUGCAACUCUCACUCUCCAACCCUCACACUCGAACCCUCACUCUGCAACUCUCACUCUCCAACCCUCACACUCGGACCCUCACUCUGCAACUCUCACUCUGCAACUCUCACUCUCCAACCCUCACACUCGGACCCUCACUCUGCAACUCUCACUCUGCAACUCUCACUCUCCAACCCUCACACUCGAACCCUCACUCUGCAACUCUCACUCUGCAACUCUCACUCUCCAACCCUCACACUCGAACCCUCACUCUGCAACUCUCACUCUCCAACCCUCACACUCGAACCCUCACUCUGCAACUCUCUCUCUCCAACCCUCACACUCGAACCCUCACUCUGCAACUCUCACUCUCCAACCCUCACACUCGAACCCUCACUCUGCAACUCUCACUCUGCAACUCUCACUCUCCAACCCUCACACUCCAAUCCUCACACUCAAACCCUCACUCUGCAACUCUCACUCUCCAACCCUCACACUCGAACCUUCACUCUUCAACCCUCACCCUCCAACCCUCACCCUCCAACCCUCACCCUCACACCCUCACCCUCAAACCCUCACACUCCAACCUUCACACUCGAACCCUCACUCUGGAACUCUCACUCUCAAACCCUCACCCUCCAACCCUCACCCUCACACCCUCACACUCCAACCCUCACCCUCCAACCCUCACCCUCCAACCGUCACCCUCCAAUCCUCACCCUCCAACUCUCACCCUUCAACCCUCACACUCGAGCCCUCACUCUGGUCUGUGUCUCUGUCCCCGCGCCGGCGCCGUGGGCCGAGGAGGAGGAUUUCGCCAUGA